AUGGAAGCAAAAGUGGCACUGAAGAUGUUGUUCCUGUUCUCAAUUCUUCUGAUCCAAGGAUCCUAUGUUGAAGGAGUAUUUGGAACUUCGUGUAUUAGAGGAAGAGACACCAGGCCGGUAAAUAUCCUUAUUUGUCUCCUUAGAAGCCAUUGUGAUUCUUCCCAAAUUACACCAGUCUGUGGAAACUGAGAACUAGAAAAAAGAGACUAAACAAAGCAUUAUCCAUGAUUAUCAAUUGCAUAGGAAAUUGGCAGGCUUUUGAGCAUGGCAAUGUAUUUGUAAUUCAUAGAAGCACGCUUUAAAAGUUACGUUGGCAAUUAAGUUUUUCUUCCUUUGUAGGCGUGCAACGCCGCAAAUAGCAUGAAAAGGCAUGCACGACGAAUCUGUUCGACUGCUCGAGGGCUGGAUUGUGAUCAGAUCCUACGGGACGACUACUCAGAUCAUGAGAGCCAGGAACAAGGGAAUUUCUAAGCAAUAAUGCGUGAAAAGUUUAAUCAAAUCAAACGUCAUUAAGAUCAUUUAAAAUCUAAAAGUAAAGCAAACACAGGAAAAUAAAACUUAUGACUGACAUUUUGUAUCUUUUUCUCCUUGGUCCAAUUUCAUUUAUUAUUAAUAAUCAGAGAAAUUAAUGCUGUAACAUACGGCGUUCCAAAUUAUUGCUGUCG
Messenger RNA from Pocillopora meandrina, 665 nucleotides. The record is from the annotation of a GenBank genome assembly. Lineage: Eukaryota; Metazoa; Cnidaria; Anthozoa; Scleractinia; Pocilloporidae.